AUGACCAGCAACAGUCACAUCUCUCCUACCAUGGUGCCCUACACCUCCGUGCUGGACUCCAUACCUACGGAGGGCGUUGCUCUCACGCCUAGCGAGGAAGAGGGCCAGGCGGGGCUCGUCAGCAAGCCCUACAAGUGUUCAGAGUGCGGCCGCUCCUUCGUCCGACUUCCCGAGCUGGAGCUGCACGAGAUGUCCCACGCCACGGAGCGCCCCUACCCCUGCGACCUGUGCGGCAAGGCCUUCGCCCAGACCUCGGCCCUGGCCAAGCACCAGCGCGUGCACACGGGCGAGAAGCCGUACAAGUGCCCCUCCUGCGAACGGCGCUUCGCCCUCUCCUCCGGCCUGGUGCUGCACAAGCGCAUCCACACGGGCGAGCGUCCCCACAGCUGCCCGCUCUGUGCCAAGACCUUCAUCUCCUCCUCUCACCUGGCCCUGCACCUGCGCUCACACACCGGCGAGCGCAAGUACAAGUGCGGCGUCUGCGGCAAGCUCUUCCUGCAGUCCUCCCACCUGGUCCGCCACAAGGCCAUCCACUCCGGGGAGAAGCCCUUCAAGUGCCCCGAAUGCGGCAAGGGCUUUGGCCGCGCCUCGCACCUCAAGACCCACCGGCGUCUCCACACGGGCGAGAAGCCCUUCAAGUGCACCCAGUGUGACAAGGCCUUCACCCAGAAGGCCGGGCUCAUCAUGCACCACCGUCUCCACACGGGCGAGCGGCCCUUCAAGUGCGACAAGUGCGGCAAGGCCUUCCGAUCGUCCGCCCACCUGCUCUCGCACCAGCUCCUGGAGUCUGGCGAGCGGCGCUUCUGCUGCGACCGCUGCGGUAAGGCCUUCAAGUCGCCGUCAGCGCUGAAGCAGCACGAGAAGACGCACGGGAGCAGCGAGCCCUUCCGCUGCGGCGUGUGCUACCGCUCCUUCGCCCGCUCAGCCUACCUGCAGCUGCACAUGCGCAUGCACGACGGCGAGCGCCCCUACCACUGCAUGGUCUGCAACAAGACGUACGCCAAGAUGGCCUCCUUCGAGAAACACUGCCGGAAGCACCAGAGGCAGAAUAGCGAACGGGGGGCAGAGCCUAAAGAAGAAGAAGAAGAGGAAGAGGAGGAGGAGGAGGAGGAUGAAGACGAAGACGAGAAGGAGGACGAGGACCUGAAGUCCCCUCCACUUCCCGACUCUUCCUCCUCAUCGUGCCCUCCCUCGACGUCAUCCCAGCCCCCUCUGUGUGAAAUGAACACCCGGUCCAAAACCAGGGCCAAGGCCAAUAGUAACAAAAGGAACUAAAUGCGUAUUAAAUACAUAGUC
Conger conger (European conger) is the source of this 1296-nucleotide messenger RNA. Its product is annotated as zinc finger protein 501. The transcript has a single exon. Bases 1 to 1275 code for a protein of 424 amino acids. Lineage: Eukaryota; Metazoa; Chordata; Actinopteri; Anguilliformes; Congridae. The record is from RefSeq and is a predicted model, not a curated record.